UGGGAACACCCAUUUGGGAACUAUUCCGCCUUACAGGCGGUUGCUAGGCAGCUAGGAGGAGGUUCCGGUGUGGUGUGUGCGUGCUGCGAGUAAGGACCAGCCUGCACCAUGAACAAAGAUGCUCAGAUAAGAGCGGCUAUUAACCAGAAGCUGAUUGAAACAGGAGAGAGGGAACGCCUUAAGGAUCUGUUGAGAGCCAAACUAAUCGAAUGUGGAUGGAGAGACCAACUGAAGGCGCACUGCAAAGAUGUAAUUAAUGACAAAGGCCUAGAACAUGUCACAGUUGAUGAUCUGGUUGCAGAGAUUACUCCCAAAGGCAGAGCCCUGGUGCCUGACAGUGUGAAGAAGGAGCUUCUGCAGAGGAUAAGAGCGUUCCUAGCCCAGCAUGCCAGUCUCUAGCCAACCUUUGUGUCUCGUGUGAUAUAUGUCUUUUGCACAGUUUGUUUUCCAUUACCAUUUUUUUUACAUAAUUUGUAGCAUGUUUUGACAAAAUAAAAUCACACCAAAUUCA
Messenger RNA from Nanorana parkeri, 511 nucleotides. It is a transcript of the gene ENY2, whose product is annotated as ENY2, transcription and export complex 2 subunit. The transcript is spliced from 5 exons. The record is from RefSeq and is a predicted model, not a curated record. Gene Ontology annotation, molecular function: chromatin binding; transcription coactivator activity. Gene Ontology annotation, biological process: regulation of transcription by RNA polymerase II; poly(A)+ mRNA export from nucleus; positive regulation of DNA-templated transcription. NCBI's taxonomy places the organism in Eukaryota, Metazoa, Chordata, Amphibia, Anura, Dicroglossidae. Bases 109 to 399 code for a protein of 96 amino acids. Gene Ontology annotation, cellular component: DUBm complex; SAGA complex; nuclear pore.